UACUCUCAAAGUAUCGUUACAUUUUUCAAAUCUGAUUUGGUUUCAGGGGAACAUCGAAUAGAAUCCAUCAUAUUUUAUAGGGUCAAUAGGGUCAGACUGUAUCAACAUCGCUUUGUGUGCAGCAAUCAGCUUCUUAAACGCUCAAAGAGGGCAUAAUCUCAACAUCUAAGCUAGAAAUAUCACACAAUCUUUCAAUUUGCUAUUUGGAUAAUGUGUUUAAAUUCCCGCAUAAUGAAUGACAAGUGUUCUCUGAAUAUCUCAUCAGAUUUUUCGUAUGUUUCAUCCAUCUUUUGUUGCUCUCUUUGCAUUGUAAAUAUUGUCAUUCUACUGGUGACACUUAAUCGUGGGCUAAGUUUAGAGCGUGCACGUCAGUUACGCGAGCAAGUGAAUCCACGCUCUGGAAGCUAACAUUUCAAGUUUCAUGGGAACAAAAAAGGAAUCUCGCAAGAAAGGAAAAGGAAAAACUGCUUGUAGCCGAUGAAAAAUAUGCCCGUGAUUUCACAACAUUAACCAUUUAUAAGGCGUUAAAGAGAUAAUUAACUCGAAGGAUGCGUCGAUUUGAAUCAAAACCACAAGACACAAGAUCAUGAAAAUUUGAUAAGCGGUGAAAUGGCCCAAAUUGAGGACGACUGUGAAUAUAUCAAAGGUUUGUUGUUUAACAAUAUUUCAACGAUUAUGAAUGAGUUGGAGGCCUGUCGAAAAAUGUCAAAACCCUGCUUUGAUCAAAGAAGUUUGAGGCCUUUAUGAUGAAGGAUGAAGCUAAGAGCAAUUUCGAGGCAUUUUGAAAGCAGUGCUUUUGCUGGUGUCAGGGCAUCACGUAAAGAUGUUGCAAAGGAUUUGAAAAAAGAAAUAACAGUGAAAACUGAUGAUCUUCGUAAUGGAUAUCACGUAAGGGAAGAGCUUGGCAGAGGAAAGUUUGGAGUGGUUCACAAAGUGAUCAACAAGGAAGACGGAGGGAUAUAUGCUGCGAAGUUCAUCAAAGUGUCUGAAUCCAAAAGAAACGAGGUUUUGCGGGAGGUUGAAAUUAUGAAGAAGUUGAACCAUGAAAAUCUUAUCAGCCUUACUGAUGUGUACGACAUGAAAACGAGAAUUGUUGUUAUCAUGGAAUUUAUAUCAGGUGGUGAGCUCUUUGAGAGAGUUGUCGAAGACGAUAAUCUCACAGAAUCUGAAGCUGCUAUUUAUAUGAAGCAAAUUUUAGAAGGGCUAAAACACAUGCAUCAACAGUAUAUUGUUCAUUUGGAUCUCAAGCCAGAAAAUGUAGUUUGUGUGCAGCCAAGAAGCACAAAAAUAAAACUGAUAGAUUUUGGCUUGGCUCGACAGUUGGAGCAAGGAAAGGAGACAAAAAUCACUUGUGGAACACCAGAGUUUGUAGCGCCAGAAGUACUAAAUUACGACCCAGUUACACUGGCCAGUGAUAUGUGGAGUGUUGGAGUGAUCGCUUACAUCCUAAUAAGCGGAUUGUCACCUUUUCUCGGUGACACGGACACCGAGACAUUUGCCAAUGUGUCAUCUUGCGAGUGGGAUUUUGAUGACGAAUGUUUUGAUGAAGUUUCCAAAGAAUCAAAAGAUUUUAUCGAAGGGCUGAUCAUAAGCAACCCAAGGGAUCGCAGAAACGUGGAUCUUUGUCUUGAACAUGAUUGGAUCCAGAAUCACAGUUUUAAAAAGAAACGGAAGCUAAAGAUUGACAAUUUGCGUAAAUUUCUUGCUAAGAAGCGAUGGCAGAAAUCAGUCAAUGCAGUGCGAGCAGUUCGCCGCUUAAGUUCUUUCGGAGCCUCGCUUUUGGGGAAAUCGUCGUCGUUAUUACGCGAUAAGCCGAAACUUGGGAGUCUUGAUUCCCCAACUUUGUCGAUAUCAGAAGACGGUGAAGGCUCAAAUGUAGGUAAAAAAGUAUCGGAUUCGCAAGAAAAGAAGUGCGUCUCUAUAGGGAGCAGUGAAAGUAAAGGAAAGAUAGAUAUUGCGAAGCUAAUCGUAAACAGUCCUGAGAAGGACGCAAAUGCAAAUGAAGCCGACAAUUUGAAUGAAAGCACCGUCCAAAGUAAUGAGAACAAGUCUUCAGGAAAGAAAUCUGAUGAAAACGAUUCGUCUCAUAGUCUAGCUAAUAUUUCGCAGCUACGACAAAAAUUCGAAACAGCAACAGGAACAUUUCGAAACUCGCGCACUUGUAAUACCAGAAGUAGAUCAAACAGCUGGGACUGGGACCGUAAAAGCGAAAAAGACAAGAACGAUAAAAAGGAAGCGAAGCCAAAUAUUGAUAAUGUCAAUUCAACUGGUUUUUCAAGUAACGGAACAAAAAUAGAUGAAGGUGAACGUUUUUGGAAAGGAAGGUCUGAGAAAAAUACAAUGUCUUUGGGACGAAAGUUUCGAAUGGCUGAUGCUAUGGCAAAUCUUUUAGCUGCAGAAAAGAGUAAGGAGAAAGCUUCUUCAAUUGAGACAUCAAGAAUUGGCUCUUCGUGGAGCACAAAGGUUCCCUCAGGCAACGACGCCCUUGCAAAGGACUUCGCCAUGCCUACCAAAGAAAGGAAAUGUUUAAACGAUAAAAGUGAUGUCUUAAAAGAUCCUGUUUCAAAAAGGAAGGCUAUUAUGACUGAGGAAAGCCCUGUUAGGAAAGCAGUGAUUAAAGAAAAUCCCCCGAGUAAAAUUGGAAAUUUGCCAAAAAAUGAUUCUCAUAAUAGGAAAGGUACUUUGUUAAACGAAGAAAUCUUAAAGGAAGAAUCAGUCUCUAGUCAAAGACACCAUAAGGAGAAGGUCAUUGAACAGCAAAGCAAGCAACGCCAGAGUGAAUGUCAGGUGUCUGACACGGUCCUCGAACGAGGCAAUGCUGAUCAUAAGCCUCCUUCUGAACCUAUUAUAGUCAAUCGGGAAAUCUUUAAGAAAAAUGGAGAAACGAUUAGCGAAAACGCGUCUGUUGUAUCUGCGAGAAAAUUAUUAGAACGAAGCAAAGCUGAAGGACUGCAAAGUUCAAAGAAACUACAGGAGGAUUUGUCGACUGAGGUUGGAUUGCGCUCUUAUCUCGAGCGUAUGAUAAAGGAAGGUAAACUCCCAGGUGGACAGGUUGACAUUGAAAUGCCUCAUAAAAAGAGCUGGGCAAAGUCGAGUGCUGCUGAUAAAAGAGCCUCGUUUCGAGAACUGCUUUCCAAGAGCAUAGCAGCUGAAGAUGUGGAGGAGAGUGGAGGCUCAGAAGAUGAAGAGCCUAUUAAGAUCACAGCAAGAAAAGAGAAGUUUGAAGAUUUCUACGAAGACAUAGAAGAAAUUGGAAAAGGCAGAUUUGGGGUGGUAAGUAAAGUGAGAGAGAGGUCAACAGGCAAAUACUAUGCCGCCAAGUACAUUAAAGUGAGAGCUGCUACCCGUUCUCUGGUGCGGCAAGAAAUCGAUCUGUUGUGCGCAGUGAGGCAUCGAAGGAUCGUGAAGCUAUACGAUGUAUUUGAAGAAUCGAGGAAAUUCAUUCUGUUGAUGGAAUGGGUCGCUGGUGGUGAACUCUUUGAAAAACUUUCUAGAGAAGAAAUUAUUUCUGAAGCAGAGGCUGUUUUCUUUGUGAGGCAGAUCCUACAGGGCGUUCGAUGCAUGCACAGGAAAGGAAUACUCCAUCUCGAUUUGAAGCCAGAGAAUGUCAUGCUGGUCGAUCCAGAUUCAACUGACAUCAAAAUAAUCGACUUUGGUCUUGCAAAGAAGCAUGAUCCCAAAGAUGACAUCAAAGUGUUGUCGGGCACUCCUGCCUUUGCAGCUCCUGAAGUGAUAAACUUUGAAAAGAUAACGAAGGCAACCGACAUGUGGUCGGUUGGUGUUAUUGCCUAUGUCUUACUUAGUGGGGUAUCGCCAUUUUCUGGGGACAGCCACCAAGAGACAUGCAGCAACGUGACGAAAGCCACUUGGGACUUCGAUCAUGAGGCUUUUGAAUCCGUUUCGGAAGAAGCAAAAGAUUUUAUCAGCAACCUUGUCAUAAAACCCCCUAAGCAACGAAUGAGUGUUGAAGAAUCGAUCGACCAUCCUUGGAUAAAGAACGCUCGAAAAAGAAGAGAGAGCCAGAUCAAGACUAGGGGCCUUUUCCAUUUUACAAAGUCUUUCUCAAACAGUGCCGAAUUUCAAGAUGACGUUUUCACGGACAAUCCAGUGCCUCUACCAGAAACUAAUAUCCGGCACGGAGCAUCUGGCAUAACAAGGGAUGCAAAAACGCCAUUUGGAGGCAGGACCUGCAAACAGCCAGUCUUUGAAGUUAUCAACACGAUGGACGAGAGCACCACUGACAGUCCACCACCUGGAUCGCCAAAUGGGUUAAAGAACAAAGAGGAGUAUCGCGUGCUGGAAGAACGUUUCAAGAAUAUGGAACGUGGUUACAAUGAAAUGAAGCAGAGAUUACGAAAACAUUCGGAGCUUCAGAACGAAAUGGAGAAUUUGCGUUCCGAACUUGAGAAGUCGUUAUCCGCCCAUCAGAAACUGCAAGAAUCGUUGUUAGUCCACGAGAAGACGAAGGAUGAAAUAACUGAAAGACACGAUCUUCUCAGGAACAAAUCGAAUAAGCUAGAAAGUGAAAAUAAAGUGCUUGUACAAAAUUUAGAAAUGGUUAAUGAAAGUUACGAAAAAUUAAGUAGAAAAUACAAACGACUGCAAGAGAAGUUAGAGAAAAAUGAGGAUCUUGAAGAUAAAAUUGAGGAACUGGAACGGACGAAAGCAAGAAAACUUGAAAAAAUUAGAGAAUUGGAGGAUCUUGUUGCUGACUUGAAUGAAAACAAAAGAAGAAGUAACAAAGGAGAUGAAACAAUGAGAAAUAGACUUGAGAAAGAGAAUAGAUCGUUGCAGAACACGAUUGAAAAUUGUCAUCAGGAGAUUGAGGAACUAGAAGAUAAGCUGGGAAAUUUAGAAACGGAGAAUGGUAAAUUACGAAGCGAACUGAAACAAUGGAGAAGCAGUGGAAACAUCGACAACAACAACAAGGUCGAUCACAAAUCAAGAGAGAUGGUCGAGAAACUUGAAACAUUGAAAUUAGACCUCGAAGAACAAAUUGAAAUUGAAAUUCGUGAUAGAAAACUUGCUGAGAAAGAGAGGGAUACAAUCGAGGAAGAAUUUGCAGAGGAAAGAAGUAGCUUAGAGAGUCGAAUACAAAAGAUUAUGAGUCACAAUCGACAACUAGAAGAUGAGAUCAGAGAAAUGACGUGUCUUUUAGAUGCAAGUAAGAAAAGUUAUUUCCAAUUGGAUGAAGAAUUCCAGGAAUUGAAAAAGGAAGCAAAUUUUGACAAAAGAAAGCAUAAAGAGGAAAUGAGAUCAAAAAACGACGAGGUUGCAGAAAUCUCUAAGGAAAAAGAUGUUCUCAAAAUAGAAUGCAGCAGAUUAGAUAAAAAGAUGGCGGAGUCAAUAGAAGAGAUAAGAAGACUGGAAAAGGAUCACACCACUGGCAGAAGCACUAUUGACAGAAAAUCAUCUGGACCGAAAGACUUAGAACGAGUGCGGGAGGACCUGAAAAUGACACAAGAACAUCUUAGGAUUGCAACAGACACGAAUUCUCUUCUUCAGCUUGAGAUAAAGAAGAUGAAACAGGAUCACGAGACUGAAUUAAAUAUUCAGCUUAUCGAAUUAGAGGCAAAGCUGAGCAAGGGUCACGAAGGGGAAAUAAAUCGCAUAAGGGAAGAACUUUCAUCUUUACCAAAUAUUGAAAGAAAGGAACUGGAAGACAGAAUUACUGUUCAAGACUUUGCUAUUCGUAAACUUCAAGCCAUCUUGGAGGUUCGCGAACACGAAGAAAGAACCCAUGAAGAGACACAAGAAAUUGCCCCCGUCACUUUAAAUGGAAGCGAAAGCCCAACAACAAAUUCAAACAAAGCCUCAAAGUUUUCACAGAAUCUACCAGAUUCCGUUAACGUCAUAAUAUCAGGUGGUAAUGAAGUGAAGGUCACACAAAGUAUCGACCACGAUGACGAAGAGGAUCCUGAAGAAAAAGAAACACUAACCGACCGCGAGCUGCGCCGGGUUUCUUACAAAAUUGCUGGAGGUGCCUGGAAUAACAUGGGCCAGGCGUUGUGUCUUCGAGGCCCCAAGUAUGAUGAAAUUAUGAAUAGCAACAACAAUGACCAAGAAAAGAUUUUCGGGUUGCUAUCGCUUUGGAAGUCGGAGAUGAAGCAGCCAAGGAGUGUCAUGAUAUCACAGUUGACUGUGGCCAUCGAGAGAAUGAAACGUAGAGACAUUGUCAAGUUCGUUAAGGAGCUCAAUGGACGCGAGGGAUCUAGUUUGUCAAUACGCAAGAGAAUUCGUAAUUUUGUGCGGUAGAAUACCAAAGGUGUAUGACGUAACCAAUGGAAGAUGAAUAUCCAGUGGCAAAGGCCACAAUCAAAUCUAGCAGGUCAAGCGAUAUUCGUUUAUUCCUUGGUGAUAUGAAUAGCUGCUUAUUAAUGAUUUAUAAGGACAGCGUUAGAAAUGAAUAUUCAAAAUAUACAACAUAUGCCGAUAUAUUUUCAAUGACACGUGGGUUUGAGGUAACUUUUACUGGCUCGAAGUAGGAGGAGAACGCAUUGCCUUGGUCUUAAAGAUAUUAAGCUUGCAAAGGGUGAUAAUGUUAAAACGCAAUCGGAUUUGCAAACUAGAAAGUAAAGCAACUUGAGCAUGAUCGUUUCGCAAAGCAGCGUUCAACAAUGUUACUGUUGGUCCUGAAAUCACUCAUCAAAUCUCAGAAUUUGUUAGAAGUUAAGAACAAAUUAAGCUACUGUAAAAUGAAAUUUGGAAAACGUUUAUCUCAAGCCAUCUUCGGUGAAUACUCAAACGUGUUGGCAAAUGAGGCCUGAACACCUCCCUAGAGCGAAAAAGCUAGCUGCUGCAUUGCUUACACCCUUAUCAUUUAUGAACAAAUUAAGAACAUCCAGCUGAAUUUCAAUUCUCUGGUUCUUAUGCAAAAGAAUGUAAUGCAUGAAAUUUUUGUGUAUGCACAUGAGAAUUUGGCAUUAUUCUAUUCAUGUUUCCAAAGAAAUUUUUUUAACAACUUGAGCUUGUAUUGAAGAUCAUAAUCAAGCGACUGAAUUUUUAAUUAAACUUAGCACAGAGUUUGUGUCGCCCAUGACAAGUAACAAUUUUUUUCAAUUCUAAGAAAAUAAAACAAAGCGGCGAAAAUUCUAGGAACAAAUUUUGGUCGUGUAUGAGUGUUUUUAAUUAUGGUUUAUAAACACAUUUAAGGUACCAAGUUGAAGAAAUAUAAUUUGUCAUACAACACACGGGAUCUCAUAAAAUCUAUUUACCAUACUCACGGAGUAUGGUAAAUGGCAGCCAGUCAGCCAGUCAGCCAGUCAGUCCUUGAGUUGUGUAGCGAGUGGAAUGGAUGUGUUAACACCUUAAUUAAGGUGGUAAUGUAAAAAACGUUAUUAAGAGCAGCCAGUGUAAUUAGUAAGGUCUUGUCUCGUGAUAAUUUAAUGUAAGGCCUAUUUAAUGUGGGCCUUGCCUAGUGAUAAUUCGCAAAAUUUGCAUACAAGAAUUGACACUCUCAAUUCAUUCAAGUGAUUACCAUUUUUGUAUCAUGAAAUUGAUCCAGUCAGAGUCUUAGAUAUUUUGAAAGCGUAGCUUUGUUAUUUUUAAAUGUUUUCAAAUAAGCUAAUUUAUCCAAUAGAAAAGAAGAAUCGCAUCGCAAGCAUAUUUGAUGAUCUGUUCCUCGACUUAAUUUUGAAUUUUGAUAGACUAUUUAUACUGUUACUUAAGUGGAACAACUUGUGAGCUUUUAAAAAUAAUUUGUUAUUCAUAAACGAUCUCAACGGAAGAACUUAAAGAACGAUUUUUCUUUUCGAGGUUUGCACUGCUUUCAUCUAAUUUUGGCAAAAAGUUUUAUUUAUACAGGCAUGUGAUCUAAUUUAAUUAACAUUGAUGAGCAACGAAAACAGAACGAAUAUAAUCAUAUUUCUGAAGAUUUAGAAAGUCAGGAAAGUUUUUGUUCAAUUUCCAUAAUUAUAGAGCAAGACGAAACAGAAACUCGAAGGUGCGUCAACAACGUUGUCAUAGAAUAAUCGAUAUCAGAAAAGGUGUGAAUACCUGCAAGUUGAACAAAAAUACAUGCAAAAAAUAAUUAAAUGAACAUUGUUGCUAACAAGAGCGCAGCUGAAGAAAUGUUAUUAUGUCAAAUCUUUCAAUUUUGUCAAACUCAAGAAACAGGGAAGAAUCAAAAUGAUUGAGAAAGUGUCGAAAAAGAAAAAUAACUAAAAUUUAUGCUAUAUCAAGUUAGCUGACAGAACACGUUGGCGUAGAUGCAACUGGUAACGUGGGGUUCAAAAGCUAAAAACUUUUGCUUUCUGUAAAGAAGUAUGAUUGAUUGCCUUGAUGCAACUCUGCGCAGGGUUCUCCUUGCUAUACAGUCUCGUACAAUGUGUUAGUACAUAAUAAAUAAAAGCUAGAUUCAGUACUUAUUCAAAUUAAUCAAACAUUAAGAUUGAGAACAUGAAGAAAGAAAAAGAAAAGUAGAAAACCAUGAUCAUGUAAAGAUACGCAGUGCAGUGCCCAGGAAUAACCAUUUCAGGGCUUGUGUUAAUGUCUAACUGGCUUGUUGCUUUUUCUACAUAAUUGGCGAGAAAAGCAAUUCUGCGUGAUAGACAAAUACAUUCAGCGUUUGGAAUCAUCAAUGACGAAA
This is a messenger RNA of Rhopilema esculentum, 8587 nucleotides long. RefSeq lists its product as uncharacterized. NCBI's taxonomy places the organism in Eukaryota, Metazoa, Cnidaria, Scyphozoa, Rhizostomeae, Rhizostomatidae. Gene Ontology annotation, biological process: positive regulation of apoptotic process; protein phosphorylation; intracellular signal transduction. Gene Ontology annotation, molecular function: protein binding; protein serine/threonine kinase activity; ATP binding. The record is from RefSeq and is a predicted model, not a curated record. Gene Ontology annotation, cellular component: nucleus.